Molecule: messenger RNA, 1597 nt
Organism: Ostrea edulis (European flat oyster)
Lineage: Eukaryota; Metazoa; Mollusca; Bivalvia; Ostreida; Ostreidae
Product: monocarboxylate transporter 12-like
Exons: 6
Coding region: 383-1471 (362 amino acids)
Biological process (GO): monocarboxylic acid transport; transmembrane transport
Molecular function (GO): monocarboxylic acid transmembrane transporter activity
Source: RefSeq, a predicted model, not a curated record
AUUUUAACCUGAUAAGCAAUUAGUUAUCAAACAAUAAUCAAUAUACAUGUAUAAUACUCUGAUAGGAAAAUUAUGGUGUUUUCCUCUCGCAGUCCAGCUACAGUUCAGGAGCUCCCUUUUAAUCAAUCUGAUUAAAAGCAGAUCCUAUUAUCCGCUCACGCAGAUCGCUAUACUAGUAGUAUAGCUAUCUAUGUGAGCGGAUCAUGGGAUAUGAUUUUAAUCAGAUUGCCUUUUAAUACAACUCGAAUGUGGUACUCGUUGCAAUGUUCUCAUUUUUAAGACAACAGAUCUACAGAACUGCAGCUACGUACGAUUUUAAUGGAAAACUGAAAGAAUAUUAAUAAAUCCUUGAAAAGCACCCAUUGUGUCCGUCUUAACGAGGAUGAUACCAUGCAGAGUGCUUGCCAUAAUCGGAAAUAUCAUGAUCAGUCUUGGUUUUUUCUGUGCUUUCUUCACCUCGUCAGUUCCGGUGCUCAUUUUGUGUUUGGGAGUUAUUCCCGGAAUAGGUUCGAAUCUCAUUGUGUUCUCCAUCACAAUGAUAGUCAAAGGAUAUUUUGUGAAGAGGCUGCCUCUUGUUUAUGGAAUAGCUCUCUCUGGUAUUGGAGUUGGCAUGUUAAGUUUCCCGUCAUUUUACGUUUACUUGCACACGUCAUUUGGUACGAACGGAAGCUUCCUCUUGUGUUCGGCUGUUUGUUUGAAUGGCAUGGUGUUGUCCUGUCUAUCCAAACCGAAUGCAUCUAAACUGCGGGAAAAGACACCUGACCAAAGCGUAUCCAAGACGAAAUUCUUCGACUUCAGUCUGUUUAAAUCGUAUCAUUUCGUUUUGUUUGUCACGGCACACCUUGCUUUCAACAUUGGAAACGCCACUCCUUUUACAUACCUACAAAUCAAAGGACUGGAACUUGGCUUCUCAGAGCAAUCGUCUGCUCUGUUUAUAACAACCUUGGGAGCCGGAAGUUCUGUUGCAAGAAUAGCAUUUGGAUGGUUCUCGGCAAAGUUUCCGAAAAUUCGUAUUCGAUCAUACCUGAUUGUGGUGUUAAUGGCGAGUCUGUCCACUCUUCCAGUAGCCUUCACCAGCUCCUAUCCACUGAUAUUAGUCUGCUCGGCAUUGUUUGGUUCAUGUGCAGGAGUUACCCAUACAGAAAUCCCUACAAUAAUUAUCGGGAUGAUGGGAAUUGACAGAUUGGAUAGCGCUUUAUCUGUGGCUUAUCUACAGCAAGGCAUCGGGUCCUUGAUCGGAAUUCCUCUCACAGAUAUUGUAUGUCGUAGUGCUGGAAACAACAACGUGUCAUUCAUCUUCACCUUCGGUAUCACUGCGUUAGCCUUUCUCCUUAUGGUACUUUCUUUCUACUUACCCAACAAAGCACCACGAAAUGUACAAUCCCACGAGAUCUCGACAAAAUUCCCUGAACCAAAACCGGAAGUCUUUGUGGUCGACGCAUCGGAAACCAGAGGUCCAGCGGCGGCUUGAUAAUGAAGAUCCGUCAGUUGUGUUCAAUAUUGCAAUGAAAAAAUAACUUCAUACUGUCAUAUAUUUAUAUCAUAUAUAACUGUAUCUAAUGCAAAGAAAAACGUUAAAAUAAAGAUUGAUAUACAU